Molecule: messenger RNA, 750 nt
Organism: Drosophila erecta
Lineage: Eukaryota; Metazoa; Arthropoda; Insecta; Diptera; Drosophilidae
Exons: 2
Coding region: 119-673 (184 amino acids)
Source: RefSeq, a predicted model, not a curated record
UUUGGCGCAGAGCAUGCUUUACAUAUCCUGUCAACAUUUCAGUAUCGAAUCAGUAUCGGUAAACAGAAAAAACUCUUUCCAAAUUGUGUAGGGUUAUUUUUUAGUUUCGCAAUUCGAAAUGGCUGAAAUCCUGGAAGAGUUCAUCACCCUGACGCCCUUGACUUGUGUGCAACAAUGCAAUGCUUUACUAGGCUCAACAUCAGGCAAACCUAGAAGCUGCUUUGUAUUUUUUACACUAUUUGGCGUAUACUGCGGCGUUCUCAUCUUUCGGGCGUAUCGCACAUAUUCCUCUAAGCCAGAAGCAGACGGGGCGAAGAUAACAGAAGAAGUUACUUCUGGGGCUAAAGCGGAAGAUCUGGACAUAGGACCAGGUCCCAGUCUUGUGAAUGAGUUUGUGGAGCGAGCGAAACCGAUUCUGCUGCAGCCCGUUGAGUUUUCCAGUACUGACAUGAGAUGGCGCUAUAGCAACCACUUGGAGGAACCUGAAUUAAAAUCAGAUUGUGAUAGUGAAAACGGAGUAACCGAGAAAGAUAACAGUGAUGACCUCGAACAGAUGAGCAAUCUUGUAAAUGAUGAACACGAGUCGGAUGAAUCCAGAUCGAUAGCAACGCCUCAGACGCAUGACGAUAACGCGGAUGGUGAACACGUCGAACCCACACCGUUUUCGGUGUGAUUCACAAUGCAAUUUUAGCAAAAUUGUCGUGUGAUUGACUUGAAAUAAAUCAUCUUUUAAAACCCUUUCAAAACGUA